GAAUUCUUAUCUCUACUUGUCCUUAGGAUUGUUCACAAUCCGGGUUACAUUCAUAUAUCCUUCCUCUUCAUUUUGCCAUAGCCCCUGAAAUCGUAGGAAGAAGAAUCAAUAUGCCAUCCUUUAAGCGUCGGCGGCUUGGCUCUGCUGGGGGUUCUAAUUAUCACCAUUCUACCAGAGGACGAUCAUCAAGGUUUCGGUCAAGCUCUUCAAGAACGAGCUCUGUUUCUCAAGGUGAGGAUCGUUCGUCUUCAAUGCAAACCCCUCCUGUUCCAUUCAAAAGUAGGAUAUCGAUAAAAUCAGCAUCGUCACAUGUCGCUGCACCACCAUCGGUCCAAAAUGAGGAUAACCUUGAGAGCGGAGAGAAUGAUUCGGAUAUUCAAGAACGGGAAAAUGAGGAUUCGAUGGACGAAAUUGUCAUGGCAGUCGAAUUGAAAGAACGUGGCACCAUUGGAUGUGCAUAUUACGUCGCAAGAGAAGAGAGGCUGUGUAUGAUGACAGACAUCAGUAUGGCUGGACUUGACAUGAUUGACACUCUAAAGAUUCAUGUAGAGCCUACUAGUAGGAUCUCACGAGAAUCCCUAGGUAUCAUUUAUGCUAAAAUGUUAUAGUAAUUUUGAUAAACACUCGGUGCGAAGAGGCACUAGAAGAGCAUCUCCGUAAAGAUGCCAAGGUUAUUGACAGAGGGGAUGGAAGUAGGUCUUUUUCGAAGGGACUACUUGCGCUGAGCUGACUUUGCAGGUGAUAUAUUUGGUUCAUAUAUCCUCGAUUCUCGACCAGCCGCAGAGUUUUAUUAUGAGACAGCAAAGAAUAGGUUGGCCAGCUUGGAUAUUGGAGCCGCGAGAGACGGGGCCAUGAUGUUUGUCACUGCUGGAGACGAUUUUUCUGGAGAUCGCAACCAUAUUCAGGCAGACUUGGGUGGCGCGAGUCGUCGAGGGGAAUUGAUGAGACUCGCAGGCUGGGUCGACUUGGAGAGCAAAAUCUCGGUAAGUUAUAUGCCCCGAUUUCUUCUCCUAAUGGCAUUCAGCGAAAAUUCAAACAAGUGGAUGGAAUUGACCUACUAUGGCCAUUGUAAUAAAAAGUCUCAAGACCAUCACACAGCUUUACUGACGAGCAUAUUUCUAGGUUGGCUGUGCCGGUGCAGUACUUAACUACCUUGGAAGACGACGGAGUAUAGAUUACUUACCUAAUGACGAGGCUGCAUUGAUUGCAUUCAGGAUUCGCAAGGUUGAGAUGUUUUCAUUGUCGGAUAUGAUGUUCAUAAACGCAGAUACAUUAUCAUCGCUUCAAAUUAUCCAGUCCGAGUCUCAUCCGAACUCGCAUAUGCAAGGUCCGAAUAAGUCAACUUCGGGAUCAAAAGAGAGCUUAUCCGUCUUUGGUCUAUUCUGUCAUUUGGCUAGCACGCCACAGGGUAAGCACAUGCUUCGGAAGAUGUUUUUGAGACCAAGUAUCGAUGUGUCGGUAAUCGAGGAAAGACUCUGGACGAUAGGUACUUUCCUAAUUUCCGAGAAUCAACCAUUAUUACAGGAAAUCCAGAAGAGUCUAAAGAAUAUCAAAGAUAUCAGAACUGUGGUGAUACAUCUUCAGAAAGGUGUAAGUGGAGGCUCUGGUAAAGCAGUAGCGGUCAAAAGCGGAAUCUGGGGUAGCAUCCGUUCAUUCUCCUUCCAUUCGCUCAAGAUACUUGAAGCGUUGCGAAAUUUGGCAGGCGACAAGACAGUGAUCGCUGGCAAGGUGUGAAUAUCUGCAACUUCCAAAUUAAUUCUUACAAAAGCUGACCCAAGAUCCUAGCUCCUCAAUGAAAGUCGCCCUAAUGACCUUCUUGGCAUUGGCCAAAUAAUUACCGAGACGAUAGAUUUUGAGAGAUCGGCCGAGCAACAUCGUAUCACGGUUAGGCAAGGUGUAGACCCAGAGCUGGACGAAAUGAAAAGAACGUACGAUGGCAUAGAGAGUUUUCUUGCGGAAGUCAAAAGAAAAAUUACUGAUGAUAUACCUGAAUGGGCCCGCCAAUAUGUUGAGAAUUGCAUAUACUUUCCGCAGCUUGGUUUUUUGACUGUCGUACAGCUCGACCCCGAAACAGGCGAAGGAAAAUACAAAGGUGAGGGGACGGAAGAAGAUGAAUGGACGCAGACUUUUGUCAGCAAUGAGAAAGUCUAUUACAAGAACAGACGUAUGAGGGAGAUGGACGAGUGCAUUGGUGAUAUGUAUAGUACGAUUGCGGGUAAGUUGUUGCAUAACCAUUUUGUGUAGCACGUACUUAUUAUUCCUGGUCCACUAGGCAGGGAGAUCGAGAUCAUACAUGGACUUACUGUACGUGUACUGGAGCAAGAAAAGCUUCUCAUUACCGUGUCAGACCGAUGUGGUGAGCUUGAUAGCCUUGUUGCACUUGCUCUUGGGGCUAUCAAAUAUCGUUUCAACCCUCCGACUAUUACGCAAGCGAACGUAAUCGAUAUUAAAGGCGGACGACAUCCACUACAAGAGCUUACAGUCUCAUCCUACGUCGCAAAUGACUGUUAUCUUGUAGGUGGGUCAGGAAAUGGCAUUGGCCUUGACCAACAGCUUCCUUCAGAUACCAUCCAGGUGUCGAAAAAUAUGGAAGGUCCGAGUAUGCUUCUUAUGACGGGCCCAAACUAUUCCGGAAAGAGUGUCUAUCUCAGACAAACCGCCCUGAUUGUUUACUUGGCGCACAUUGGCAGUUAUGUUCCUGCUGAUACGGCAGUUGUAGGUCUUACGGAUAAGAUCUUAACGCGGAUCACCACUCGCGAAAGUGUUUCCCGAAACCAGAGCGCAUUCAUGAUUGACUUGCAACAGGUAGCGCUCUGUACAACACUUGCAACUCACCGUAGCCUUGUGGUUAUCGAUGAGUUUGGUAAAGGCACCAAUUCGACAGAUGGAGCGGGCCUUGCUUGCGGCGUAUUUGAAUAUUUCCUUGGGCUCGAUUCUCAUCGCCCAAAAGUACUCGGAGCAACACAUUUCCAUGAAAUUUUUGAGAAUGGAUUCUUGCCCCUGAGACCUGAAUUGGCCUUUGGAUAUAUGGAGGUUCACGUCAACAAAGAAGCUGACCUAGCUGAUGACCAAGUCACAUACUUAUACAAUUUUGUGCUGGGUAGAAGCACUUCAAGCUUUGGUACCUCUUGUGCUGCCAUGAAUGGAAUCGAUUCUGCUAUCGUCGAAAGAGCCGAAGAUUUAAUAUUAUUAGCGGCUCGAGGAGAGGAUCUAACGGAAGCUCUUGCCGCAAACAUAUCGAACAAGGAUGCCCAGGACCUAGAGGAUGCAGAAAUUAUUGGGAGACGCUUUUUAGAACAAAACUUCCCUAUGUCAGGAGGGAGUACUACCGCCAUCGACGUCCGAAGUAUUCUUCGAAACAUCUUAGAUGUCGAAAGUGAGAUUAAAAUGUGAAACAAGGUUUCGAAAAUUCGGAUGUGCAGAACUAUGUUGACCUUUCUCACCAAUGUUCGAAAUUACGUUGAUCAAAGUUGGUCCUCCAAAUGUAGCUCAAAAUUAUGCAAUUUUGCCUUAGUCCUACUAAAUCACUAAACCCCGCAGAGAGAUACAAUUGUUGUCUGAUAGAUGCAACUUAAAGUUCAAUCUUCAGAUUGAUUGUGAGACAUAGUGAUCUAAUAUUUCGAAGUUCAAACAUGUAUGGACUAAUUCAUGGUGGGUGUCUGUUAGAAGCCCCCAAGCCACUUGCUGCUCUUGCAGGGCUGAAAUGGAGCAUUGUCUUAGCAUGUCAUUUACUCUAGUACCAGGAAAAUAUCUAUUAC
Messenger RNA from Sclerotinia trifoliorum, 3758 nucleotides. Lineage: Eukaryota; Fungi; Ascomycota; Leotiomycetes; Helotiales; Sclerotiniaceae. The record is from the annotation of a GenBank genome assembly.